CUGUUGAGCCGAACAGAAGCAACAGCAAGAGCAAAAUCUGCCAAGCACAGAGAAACGACGCACAAAACCCACAUUAACCAACAAACAAACAAACAAAAAAAGAGACAUUGUGGUGAACACAGAGUGAAGUGACAAGAAACAAGAGAACACAACAAUUACAACAACAAACACGCACAGUGCACAUUUUUCGACAAAAAACAAUAUCAAGUGAUAAACGAACAUAAGCACAAUGGCCACAUUAUCGUCACAUCCCAACUACGGUUUCCAUUUGGGCACCGGCCAGGGAUUGGAGCUACCCUCCCCUGGUGAUUAUGCGUCGCAGGGUUUGGGCAAUGCUCAGCUAAGUCCCAGCAUGGACAUGGAUAUUAAGCGUGUAUUGCAUUACUCACAGAGCAGCGGACUGGCCGCCAGUCUGGCAGCAAUGGGCGGCUCACCCGGCGGCGGCGUCGGUCCAGGCGGUGUGGGUAGUCAGGCGCCCAACAAUAUGAGCCACCAUAUGGCGCACCACAUGCACAACGCGGUGGCCGCACAACAGACCCUCUCGCCCAACAGUUCCAUUGGCUCCGCCGGCAGCUUGGGUAGCCAGAGCAGCCUGGGCAGCAGCGGCAUGGGUGGCGGCAUUGGAAUGAGCGCGCAUGGCGCGGGACCAAACACUGGCGCUGGCACUGGGUCGAUGCACAGCUUGACCACAUCGCCGGGACAGGAGGGACACAUCAAGCGGCCAAUGAAUGCGUUUAUGGUGUGGUCACGUCUGCAACGCCGUCAAAUUGCCAAGGAUAAUCCCAAGAUGCACAAUUCGGAGAUAUCGAAGCGUUUGGGCGCCGAAUGGAAGCUGCUCGCGGAGUCCGAGAAGCGUCCGUUCAUCGAUGAGGCGAAGCGUCUGCGUGCACUGCACAUGAAGGAGCAUCCGGAUUAUAAAUAUCGUCCACGUCGCAAGCCUAAGAAUCCGCUCGCUGCUGGUCCACAGGGCGCACUCCAGAUGCAGAACAAUAUGAACAUGAAUAUGAACAUGAACAUGAACAUGAGCAUGGCACAACAGAAACUGGGUGCAGCUGGCGGUGGUCCGGCGGGCGGUGGCUAUAAUCCAUUCCAUCAGCUGCCGCCGUACUUUGCACCCUCGCAUCAUCUGGACCAACCGUAUCCGGUGCCAUAUUUCACCGGCUUCGAUCCGCUGGCGUUGUCCAAGCUGCACCAGAGCGCGGCGGCCAACAAUCAGACGCACAAACACCUUGAGGCACAGCAGGCGUCACAGUUGCCGCCAACGUCCCUGAGCAGCUUCUACUCCGGCAUCUAUUCGGGCAUCUCGGCGCCAUCGCUGUAUGCUGCCCACUCAGCGAACGCCGCAGCCGCCGGACUAUACACCUCAUCCUCGACAUCGUCGCCGGGCUCCUCUCCCGGCACCAUAACGCCCAAUGGCAUGGACGGCUCCAUGGACAGUGCGUUGAGGCGGCCGGUGCCGGUGCUCUAUUAGGCAUCGAGUGCGGGCUAAACUGUCCCAGAGUAAAGUACAAUUUGCAUUGUUGACGCGUUCCCAAAGUGAUCCACUGGUUUUAAAUCUUUAAAAGCUCUAAGUAAGCCAAUUACAGUCUAGUAGUUUUCAAUCUCUGUAUUUCUCGCUCCCCAUCAAGCAACGCUCGCAAAAGUCUAGUACAAUCUUUGCACAAGAAAGAAACCGUAAGAAACAUUCCUAGCCAAUAUAUAUAUAUAUAUA
Messenger RNA from Drosophila grimshawi, 1711 nucleotides. RefSeq names its product SOX domain-containing protein dichaete. Gene Ontology annotation, biological process: anatomical structure morphogenesis; cell differentiation; positive regulation of transcription by RNA polymerase II. Bases 230 to 1471 code for a protein of 413 amino acids. The record is from RefSeq and is a predicted model, not a curated record. Gene Ontology annotation, molecular function: RNA polymerase II cis-regulatory region sequence-specific DNA binding; DNA-binding transcription factor activity, RNA polymerase II-specific. NCBI's taxonomy places the organism in Eukaryota, Metazoa, Arthropoda, Insecta, Diptera, Drosophilidae. The transcript has a single exon.